This is a messenger RNA of Cryptomeria japonica (Japanese cedar), 1239 nucleotides long. Its product is annotated as transcription factor IBH1. Gene Ontology annotation, biological process: regulation of DNA-templated transcription. NCBI's taxonomy places the organism in Eukaryota, Viridiplantae, Streptophyta, Pinopsida, Cupressales, Cupressaceae. The transcript has a single exon. The record is from RefSeq and is a predicted model, not a curated record. Gene Ontology annotation, molecular function: protein dimerization activity. Bases 230 to 763 code for a protein of 177 amino acids.
UUGGCAUGAUUGUAGAUUAGCUUUAACACAGGGUAUCCUUUUUUAAGUACCUCUUGAAAAGAACAAGAUGUGGAUAAAUAUAUAGACGCAACUACCAAGAAGUGGUAUCAUUAUAUGUUGUAAGCUGCAGGUCCGCAAACGCAAAAAUUACCUACCGAAGCUUGUUUGCCAUAUUUAGUUAAUUAAGCUUCUGACAGGUUUCUGACACGAACCUGAAUCGGAUAAAGAAAUGUCUGCAUUUAAACAAAUGUAUUUAUUUCGUCUGCUGCACGCACUGCACUGCGUGAGGCGUUCGAGCUUGUGGAACAAAAUGCCGGCUUUCAGACGCCGGAAAAAUAUCAGAAUGGCGGCGGAUGUUUCUCUAGCUUUGACAUGCAAGGGCUCCAUGUGGAGCCGCGCUCUUUUUUCUCAGAUUUCAAGCCCUAGAACUCGAAAAAUGGCGGCCGCCGAGGGUAUGAACAAUAUCCCCCCCCUGCGUCCAAUUUGCCGCUCUCCGGGCCUCUGUUCAAGGCUAAGACAGCCCUUUUCUGUGAGAAAAUUAGGAUUUCGAAGAUUCGGCGCUAAAACGGUGAAACGUGUAGAUUCUUCGGCAAUCGCAAGAAAGAUUGAUGGAAACCGAAAGGAGAUUUUGCAGAGGCUUGUUCCUGGCGGAACAUCUAUGAAUACCUGCCGUUUGCUCAAAGAAACUGCAGAUUAUAUAGUUGCACUCCAAGCUCAGGUACAAAUCAUGCAAUUUCUUGCUAAUGCCGUUGUCCUAAACUGAUCCAUCCAUCUGACCUGCAAAUAAAUAGACAGUAUUUAAUGUAUUUGCUUCCACCGAGUCCGCAAAACAUUACAUUUAGCCCCCAGAUCCAGAGAAUUUAUUGUACCAAACUGUAGGCUUCAGAUUGCUUCAAACAGAAAAAUACCUUUUCUUGGAUUUAGGUCAAAUAUAUCGGUGGUUUAACAGUAACUUCUUUUCAGACAAAAUAAAAUAACAGACUCCAUUGUCCAAUAAAUUAUCUUUAGCCAUAUUCUUAUGUUGUUCUCUAUCAGCUAGAGCUGCUGUAAAUACACCCUUUGUUUUAGCAUCUUGAGUACAAAAGUGUACAUGAUAUAUACCCCAUGCUGACUUGUGGCAAUCAUGCUUUGUACUGGGCUAUGAUUAUACUUUAAAUGAGGCUUUCAUUUCUCAGAUUGUAUUUGGUUCGACGUAUAUGAAUGUAUAUGUGCAACUGGAAUACUGUUUACAUGCAUUAA